Messenger RNA from Symbiodinium natans, 2019 nucleotides. Lineage: Eukaryota; Dinophyceae; Suessiales; Symbiodiniaceae. The record is from the annotation of a GenBank genome assembly.
AUGUUGAUCGACAACGUGAAGUACCUGGGGUGCUGGACGGACGAUUUCUUGCUGAUGAAUCUCGAAGAGAUGCGACUAGAAGUUGGCUGCCGCCAACUCCUCAUCAGGGGAUGUUUGCUAGUGGAUGUCCUCAAGGGACAUACGCUACCUUUGCGGCGUCUCCUGAGGCGAACAUGGCAGUUGGUGCAGCUGGCAAAGACUAUGGGCGCUAUGGGCGCUGCUGCGGGCUUGGCGUCGGGCGCGGCUGAGAGUUCUUCUACCUGGGGCCCGACGACUUUUCCCACUACCUUCGCGCCGACUCCCCCAUGGCCUUUCGCGCCGGCUAUGUCUUCAGGAUGGCCACCUCCGGGGCAUGGCGGACCUUCGCUAACUUCGACGACUCCGCCGCCUAGAACAUGGAGCACAUCCGGAGACGUUCGAGAUGCCGCAUCUCCCAACGUUGGUCGAGCACCUGUACCUAGUGGUGUUCAGAGCGCUUCAGAGGCAACGGCGCGUCUGGAUCAGAAGGCGUCAGAAGAGGCGCCGCGACAAUUGGAGAGUGCCUUUGAAGUUUUGGGAAUGAAGCCACCUCCCUCGGUGGCGACUCGUCAAGGUCCUGAUCAAGCAGAACGUUUCAUAGCAGCGUUGACCGGCGAGAAAAGGUCCAUUCCAUCAUGGUCUGGUCAACCGGGUACUUUGAGGACGUGGCUGAAAUUGCUGGCGCAUUGGGAAGCAGAGACUGCUGUGGGCAAAGAGAAAUGGGGGAUCAGGCUUUAUCAGUCUUUUCCAGAGUCUUCCGAGCCGAGGAAGUUUGCGGACCAGAUUCCCUUGGAGAAGGUCUUGAGUCCCGCCGGGUACGGCAUGAUACUCACCGUGAUCAUGAAUAAGUACAAGCCUUUCUUGGAUGUGGCAGGACCGACAGCGGUGGACAAGUACUUCUUCACGGGCGAAAGACAGAAAGGACAAUCGUUCGCCACGUAUAUCGCCCAAAAAGAGACCUCAAGACAAGACAUGGAAAGCCAUUUGGGCGAGCGCCUCAACGACAAGGUGGCAGGACGUAUUCUACUUCGGCAUGCGCAGUUGUCAGAAUUUCAGAGAGAGCUGGUGGCACUGCGUGACAUGAACUGUCUCAUGGGAUUCGAGGAAGUAGCCCGACUUCUUCGACCUCUGGACCGUCCUGAUCUCAUUGCCCAAGCAGCAAGUGCUGAGCUGGGUGGUGGACAAGCUGCCAAGCAUUACCCAGUAAUGAACCAAGCAGAAGAAGAAGAUUUCAGUCAUGAGGACGACGAAGACUACGAGUACCAUGAAGAUGAUGAUGAAGAGGACGAAAUGGCGGAGCUGGAGGACGGCGAGAUGCUCUAUGAAGACAAGGAGUUUGAGGAGGACGAGGCAAUCUUCCUGCAAGCGUACCACACCGCAUACACCGAUGUGCGGCGGGACAUGCAAGCACGGAGAAAAGAGCGAGGAUUCAUCCGCCAUGGGAGAACCGCGUCAAAAGGAAAGGGCAAACGUGGACGUUCUCGAGAAGGCAAAGGUGGACGACGACGUGAAGGUAAAGGACGAACGUCUUCAAGUCGAAUGGUGCGAGGCUCGAAGGAGGACUUGGCUGCCCGAACCAAGUGCUAUAACUGCCGGGAGCUGGGCCAUAUGGCACGAGAUUGUCCAUUGAAAGGCAGCGGCAAGGGACAAGGGAGACAAGUGAACUUCGUCGUUUGCCGCGGCAGCGCCACUACGACCUCCACCUUCAUGACCAACAACACGACCUCGGUCCCCUUGGAAUCUCCAGUGAACCGGCAGGUGCACAUCUACGCAGGAGUGUCGGUGAAGCCUCACGAAGCUCUGGUGGACACAGCGGCGGAAGAUGCAGUCAUUGGAGAUCGCGCCUUGGCUGUCAUGGAGAAGGAGUUAGCACUUCAUGGUCUACAAGUACGCAAAGUGGAUCAAGGUGUCGCUCCUUGUGCAGGCAUUGGUGGUGCAGCGCACCCCAAGUAUAUGGUGGAUGUGCCCACUUCGAUGCUCGGCAUUCUGGGCUUAGUCUGA